This is a messenger RNA of Colletotrichum karsti, 741 nucleotides long. RefSeq lists its product as uncharacterized. Bases 1 to 741 code for a protein of 246 amino acids. The transcript has a single exon. Lineage: Eukaryota; Fungi; Ascomycota; Sordariomycetes; Glomerellales; Glomerellaceae. The record is from RefSeq and is a predicted model, not a curated record.
AUGGGUCAAUUUUCCAACGCCAUCAAGGCCGGACAAACCGUCAUCGAGCUCGGCCGUAACGCUCAGGGCAUUGCUGGCGCUGCAUCCGAAUUCCGCAACGCAGACAAGGGCGAAAUGGGCCGUACCGCCGGCCGACACGCCUUCAACGAGGGUGCCGAGACGGGCAAGACGAUGGGCAAGACAUGGCUCAAGACGUUCGAAGUUAUUCCGCGCCUGGUUUGCCGCGGCCUGCAGUUCCUCUUUGCACUCAUCGCCUGCGGCUUUUACGGCAACCGCGUCCAAGCCGAGGACAAGGCCGACGAGGGCUUCUCACCAGAGUGGAUCCUCGCCAUCACCGUCGCCGGCGCUGCUGCCGUUUCGUCCGUCCUCUUCGUCCUGGCCACCCCGCUCAGCGCCAUCCCCUUCAUCGGCAGCAGGGUCAAACUGUUUAAGACGUACCGAGCCUUCGCCUGGGACCUGUUCCUCUUCAUCAUGUGGAUUGUCGUCUUCGGAAUCUUCGCGGGCAUCUUCCUGAAGAGGGACAGCGACGACAAGUACAAGGGCAGCAGCACGGGAGCCAUGAAGACUGCCGUGUGGGUGGAUCUGGUGAACGCCAUUUUCUGGCUGAUUUCUGGCGUCUACGGCUGCAUCAAGACUUUCCUGGGCGACAAGGUAGAUCAUUUGUCGGACAAGGCCGGCAAAAAACUGUUCGAGAAGAAGCAGAAGACGCCGCCCAAGGACGGCUACGCUGAGAGUGUGUAA